UAAUCUAAUCGAAGUAUGAACUAUUCGAUUUAUACGUCAUCUUUGUUGUUAGAAAUGUCAUUUAAAGUAUUAACUAUUUUAUUGAUUCAUUGACAACCAACCCCAUUUCAACCAAAGCCAUUGAACAAUUAAUAAUCUGGAAUAUAUUCAAAUAUCUCAUAUACAAAGAUCAAGCGUUUAUCCAGCUCCAUCCACUCAAUUCACCAUGUCUGCAUCACAAAAUCAAUCCUCACUCAACUCAACCCCCGCCGGUACAACCUUUGGUCCCAAUUCCGGUGCACCAUCCUCAACGGCAACUCCUGGAAUGUCAGUAGGAUCAGCUACGGCAAUGGGUCAUGGCCAUCAUCCAAAAGACAACGCAGACGAUAGUAAUGCCAAAUUACCAGGUUCCAAAUAUGGACCUCGACAAGAAGAUUUAGAUGGAGAGCAAAUGAGGAUGUCAGGUGAAGGAGAAGUGAUGGCUGCUCAAUUCGAUAAGAAGAAUGCUGGAUGGGGUGAAGAGGGCAGUUAUACAAGUGAUUUGGAUAGACAAAAGGCGGAGCAAAAGGAGGCUAGAGAAAAGAUCAAAAGCCAACGAGCUCAAGGUCUAGAUGUUGAUGGAGGUGGCGGCGGAAGGCUUGCGAAUGAGAACGUGGGAUCUGUUUAAGGUUGAAUAUUAUGCUGGGAGUCCUGAUUCAGACCUGAUAUCAUUGUGGUGGUUUGCCAUGAUUCACCAAUCCAUAUGGCGGCCAUUAUUAUAUCCGUGAAAUAACCCAAACGCCGUCGCCAUGCCCAAAGAUCAAAAUA
Sclerotinia trifoliorum is the source of this 786-nucleotide messenger RNA. The record is from the annotation of a GenBank genome assembly. Lineage: Eukaryota; Fungi; Ascomycota; Leotiomycetes; Helotiales; Sclerotiniaceae.